Molecule: messenger RNA, 2355 nt
Organism: Naegleria gruberi
Lineage: Eukaryota; Heterolobosea; Eutetramitea; Acrasida; Naegleriidae
Exons: 1
Coding region: 1-2355 (784 amino acids)
Source: RefSeq, a predicted model, not a curated record
AUGUCAAUUAACACACCACCAACAAACUCUCAACCAACUACUGGUCAACACCAACCUCCACAACAACAACAACAAGGCUAUUACCAAUACCCACCCCAUCCACAACAACAACCAUAUGGUCAACCACAAUAUCCACCACAACAAGGUUAUGGAUAUCCUCCACAACAACAACAACCACAAGGAGGUUAUUAUGGAGGUUAUGCACAACCAUAUGGACAACCACAAUAUCCUCCACAAGGAUAUUAUGGACAACCACAAUAUUCACCACAAGUAGGUCAACAACCAAUUGGUACUUCUCAAAUUCCUCCUCCAACUGGUCAACCAAAUGUUGUUGGUCAAUAUUCACCACAAAUUCAACCAUUUGGUCAACCACAAACUAAUCAACAAUAUCCACCUCAACAAGGAUAUUAUGGUCAACCAAAUGUUCCUCCUCAACAAUAUCCUCCACAAUACGUAAAUCAACCUUAUGGUCAACCACAAUAUUCACCUCAAACUGGCAUUCCAGGUCAACCACAACCAUAUGGACAACCACAAACUCAAAUUCCUUAUGGACAAUUUCCACCUCAAACUGGUGUUCCUCCACCUCAACAACAACCAUUUGGUCAACCACAAACUCAAAUUCCACAACAUUUACCAACAAGUAUUCCACAAAAACCAACUCCACGUAAUUUAACCUAUCAAAAAAUUGCAACUUUGGGCGAAGAAGAAGAUUGUGGCGAAUUCAAAUUUCAAAAUGUCUAUGCAAUGGUUGUCCAUCAAAAGAGAAAUUGGCUUUUCGUUGCUGAUUGGAAAUAUAUUCACAUUUUCGAUUUGAACACCAAGAGAAAUUUGAAAACUUUGAAUUGUAACCAUUUAUGGGGAAGUGGCAGUUAUCCAACUGAUAUUGACAUUGAUUACAAUGAUGACACUUUUUAUGUCAUUGCAGAUUAUUCGCUUUUCAAGCUUAAUUUUGAAGGAGAUUUGAUAAUGAAACUCAAUUCACAAAAUAUGGAAGAAAAGGGAAUGAAAUUUGUGCCACGUUAUAUUGCAGUCAACCAAGCUGAUUCGUCUGUGUUGUGUGCAACUGAAGGAAGUGGAACUCAAGUAUUGCAAAUCAUGACAAGGGAUGGAAAAGGUGGAAAGGUCAUUUCAGAAGAUUCUCAAGGAAAAUCUCGUUAUUAUUGCUUCCAUUCUAUUUGUUAUUCUGGUUAUGGAGAUCAAUUUUAUAUUGGAGAUAGUUCAACAAUUUACUUGAUUGACUCAACUGGUAAAAUUUUGAAAACUCAUCAAUUGGAAGCUACUCCUGAUUCAUUGAGAGUUGACCAUUACACUGGUUGUCUCAUUUUGAGUGAUUAUCACAAAUGCAUCAAGUUUGUUAAUAUGGAAGGUUAUUCAAAGAGUUUUGCUGAAGAAGGUGGCACAAGUUGUUGUGAAGUUUCUGAUCAAUUGGGUGAAUUAUACGUCUCAUUCCACAAUAAGAUUGUAAUUUACAAAUCUGGUGAAGCUCACUUGGUUUCUCAAAUGGGAAUUAGACCAUUACCAGUUACUCAACCACCAAAGGUCACUCCAAAUAGAAAUAUGAAGAGAUUAGCUAUAUUGGGUGAUGAAGAAGAUUGUGGUGAGUUCAAAUUUUCAGGAUUGAUUGCCAUGGUUGUUCAUCAAAAGAAAAAGCAUUUGCUUGUGGCUGAAAGAUUGAAAGUUCACAUCUUUGAUUUGACAACAAAGAGACACAUCAAGACAAUUAAGGUUCCAGUUGGAGAUUGUCAAAGUAUUUAUGAUAUUGAUAUAGAUUACAAUGAGGAUACAAUCGUUGUGGCUACUGAUGCAUUUUACAAAUUCAGUUAUGAAGGAGAUAUCAUGUGGAAAGUUGAUUAUCAUAACAGAGAACAAAAAGGAUUUAAAUUCAUUCCACGUUACAUUGCAGUCAACCAAUUAGAUUCUUCAAUUAUGUGCUUGACGGAAGGUUGUGGAACUCAAAUUAUCCAAAUGUGUACAAAGGAUGGUCAGAGUGGAAAAGUCAUUUCAGAAGAUUCCCAAGGAAAAUCUCGUUAUUAUUGCUUCUGCUCUGUCUUGUAUUCUGGCGUUGAAGAUCAAUUCUACAUUGGAGAUAGUUCAACAAUCUAUCUCAUUAAUUCUAAAGGAAGAAUCUUAAAGACACACAAUGCUGGAGCACAUACAGAUUCAAUGAGACUUGAUAGAGCUACUGGAAAUAUUUUGUUGAAUGAUUAUCACAAGAGUGUUCGUUUGGUCAAUUUGGAAGGUUAUGAUAAGAUUUUAGUUAAUGAUAUUCCAAUUCAAGCAGUAGAUAUUUUAGAUGAAACAGGUGAACUCUUCGUUGGAAGUUAUGAUCAAGUAUUUAUCUAUAAGGCUCAAUAA